UGACAAAGAAAACUCAGUCAGAUUUAGACCUUCACGAUUGCUCCAAAGGAAGAGAGCGUUAAGUUUUCAGAAGGAGUUCUCAUUUGAAGAUAAAGAACAACUUGCAAACAGCACAAAGGAUAUUGAUGCUAAUCUCUUAGCAGUACUUCCAAAAGUUUCAGAAUUAAGAAAACUGUUUGAACCAAACAACCAAGAUUUUUUGGAAAUGAAAAGAAAAGAAAGAAUAGCUAGACGCUUAGAGGGAAUUGAAAAUGAUACACAACCUAUGCUUCUACAAAACUGUCCAGGAUCAGUCACACACCGUUUACUAGAGGAAGAUACACCAAGAUAUAUGCGUGCAACUGAUCCAUACAGUCCCCACCUAGGAAGAUCAAAUGAAGAGGAGGAAACUUCAGAUUCUUCUGUAGAAAAACAACCCAGAUCAUCCAGAUACCGAGCAGAAAUCACAGGAGGUAAUACAGAGUCCUUGUAUAGUACAGGAAACAUGGAUGUCCAGGAACUAGAGUCAAAAGCAGAAAGAAUAGCUAGGUACAAGGCAGAGAGGCGGCGUCAACUGGCAGAAAAAUACGGAUUAUCUCUUGAUUCUGAUUUGGAUUCUGACUACUCAUCCAGAUAUACGCGGGCAAGGAAAGAUCCUGACAGCGUGGAAAGAAAGGGAGUGAAAAGUGAAAGGAAUGAUGAAAACAAGGACUGUGGCUCCCUGUAUUUGUCCAGGAGUGAGACGAAGGAGUCAAAGAGUGUGUUUUCUGAAUCCAAAGAGUACUCCAGCCAUGAAAAAGAUGGUGUUCCAGAUAAAGAAGACCUCUCAAAUGAAAAGAGUGAUAGAAAAGCAGAUGAUGACAGUGCCAUUAGACAGGCUUCUGACCCUUCAGCAACCUUGGAUAGUUCUGUCUCCCUUUCACUUUCUGGACGAGAAUCUUCCUCCUGUAACGAAGUGCCAGUAUCACCAAAGCAAACCCCCAGAGAGUCCCUUUCUUCACCAAAGCGGGCAGCCUCACCAAUCCAUUUACAGAAUGACCAGCCCUUGCACAGUAACAUCAGACAAAGUGCAGGGAAAGCAAAACCUGAAUGGUUUCUUCAGAAAGAUUCGGAAGGGGACACACCUUCACUUAUCAGCUGGCCCUCCAGAGUAAAAGUUAGAGAGAAAAUGGUGAAAGAGGAAAGUGCUCGUGGAAGCCCUGAACUUGUCACAGACACAGUAUCUCAGAGAAAAUCCCAUCCACUGCCAGCCCACUACAUGCCUCUUCAGACAGAAACCUCUGCCUUUGAUAGGGUUAUAAAUCAGCCCGUCAGUUCAGUCCGCCAACCAAUACAUGGCUAUAUUCAGCCUGCUGGCAUUGCUCACACAGCUCAGCUGAUGGCAACAGAAGAACCAGCAAACAUCUCUGUUGGCAGCCUCCUCCUACCAGACAAUGUUAGCCUCUUAACAAAAUCGUCAGCAGCCGCUGCAUCAGAGAGUGAAAAGAAAGAGGCACUUGGUUAUGGAGCAAAGCCUGAUGAAAAAGAUUCCGUGGAGGGUGAACAGGCUUCCAAAGGCAGAAGACCAAUUUUGCCAUCUGAGAUUCGCAAGCAAGGGAAGAACCACGAAGGCCUCUUUGGAGGAGGAGAAUUGGAUACCCCUGUGGGGAGUUCCUCUUUCGCAAGCAAGCUGAAAGUUAACUCAGAAGUUCAGAGAGAGCUGGAGUGCAAUAAAAGGCAGGCUCCUGAGCAGCAGUUUAAGACCCCUGAGAACAUAGAAAGGAGUGAAGCGGUUAUGUACAUACAGAGUGGGUCUGUAUCGCAGCCUGCCAAGGCAAAAGCUCCUGUUUGGAAAGUGUCGACAGCAAAGCAUAAAGUCCUGACUCGAUCAAUGUCUGACUAUACUGUGGCUCCUAAGCUAGAAGCUUCUAAAAGUAAGGAGAGCAUGGAAGCAAAUGCACCAAACGGUGAGAUUGGCAUGGUUGACACAAAAGUCUCUGUUGCCCAGCUCCGUAAUGUCUUUCUGGAGAGUGCUAAUGCCAACAAGAAAACAGAACUUGAAUCUCGGUUUGAGAUGUCAACGGCAGGUAGCACUUUAUCUGCCAAUGGUGACCGUGAAAGAGGGCCACGAAGGCCGAGGCGCUAUUUUUCUCCUGGUGAAAAUAGAAAGACUUCUGAGAGAUUUAAAACUCAACCUAUAACGUCAGCAGAACGAAAGGAGACAGAUAGGUCAAUUUUGAGUGCAGAAACGCUAACUGCUGAAGAUGAAGAAAAAUUGGAUGACCGAGCCAAACUAAGCGUAGCUGCAAAGAGGCUGCUUUUUAGAGAAAUGGAAAAAUCAUUUGAAAUGAAAAAUAUUCCUAAACCACCUACAAGAAGUUCAGCAGUAGAGAGAAGACUGCGGCGUUUGCAGGAUAGAUCGCACACACAACCAAUUACCAGUGAGGAAGUGGUCAUUGCAGCUACCUUGCAGGCAUCAGCACACCAAAAGAUUUUAGCUAAAGAGGAGAUAAGAGCAGCCAAAGAGGCGAUGGGGCAGGAUCAGUCUGAUGAACCUGAUUCUUCCACCUUAAGUUUGGCAGAAAAGAUGGCUUUGUUUAACAAACUAUCUCAGCCAGUAUCCAGGGCCAUCUCCACAAGGAGUCGAGGAGAUACUAGGCACAGGAGAAUGAAUGCUCGUUACCAGACUCAGCCAGUCACUCUUGGAGAAGUUGAGCAGGUACAAAAUGAAAGUGGAAAAAUUACUCCCCUGUCAACUGCAGUUGCAACAUCAGUUUCAACGAUGGCAUCUGCCCUUUCUCCACUGUAUGCUGGAGACCUGCAUGCGAAGCCAGCUAGUGAUGGAAGCAUGAGCACUGCUGCUAGAGCUGAUUUGAGAUUCCACUCUUCAGCAGAAAACACAGACUCUUCAGGAAAACGCAUGCAGAAGUCAGAACAGUGGCAGCCCUCAAUGGAAGCACUAGAAAGCAACAGAGCAUCAAAGAAGCAUGAAGAAGAGAGAAAGAGGUUUCCAGCACAUGAAGCUAAUGAAAUUACAAAGUACAGCUCCUUUGAGGAAGAAACCACACAUCCUGUUCCUGAAAAAACAGGAGACUACCAUAAAGAUACAACACUCAGCUUCCUGAGGAAGGGCAGCAUGGAACUGUUUAGUUCACAAGCACUUUUUCAGCCUCUUGAACAGAAGGAAAUCGAUACUCGCAUGCAAGGUAAAUGGGAAGUCAAAGAAGGCCAGUCAUUUGAAGAAAAGAUGGAUUUGGAAAGUGUUAUGAAAAGCAAGACUUUGCAAAGAGGUGCACACUUCUCUUUUGAAUGGGCAGACCACGCUGAACCUACUUCUGAACUCACCAGCACAUCAGCAAUGAGGACAGUUUCACAAACUGCAGCUGUGGCAUCCUAUAGACUGCAGGAGCUCUCCGAACAAUUGGAAGGCAAACUUAAUAAGAAUUCCUGUGAGAUGUUUUCCGUUGGAGAGAACAAAGCACAGACAACUGAGGAUGUCCUCGAUAAUUCCAGCAAAACUAUGUCAAUUAAGGAAAGGUUGGCAUUGCUGAAGAAGAGUGGUGAAGAAGAUUGGAAGAGCAGGCUCAGCAAAAAGCAGGAGUAUGCAAAAGUGUCUGUCACUGACCGUAGCGCGCAGAUGCAAGAAGUUGAGCAGCUGUUAAAGAAGAGAAUGGCAGAUAACCAGGAGAGUCAGAUGACCAUUGAAGAAAGGAAACACCUGAUUACAGCUCGAGAAGAAGCCUGGAAGUCCAAGGGUAAAGGAGCAGCCAAUGACUCCACACAGUUCACUGUAGCUGGGCGAAUGGUAAAAAAAGGCCUGGCCUCUCCAAGUGCACUAACGCCAGUAGCAUCCCCUUUCAGUAACCGGCAGAAGUCUACCACUCCAGUUACAAAGCCCUUGGAAGAAAUUGAAGCCAGGCCUGAUAUGCAAUUGGAAUCAGAUAUGAAGCUUGACAAGUUGGAAUCGUUCUUGGGAAGGCUGAAUAACAAAGUUGCUGGGAUGCAAGAGACAGUGCUGACAGUUACAGGAAAAUCUGUGAAAGAGGUGAUGAAGCUGGAUGAUGAUGAAACGUUUUCCAAAUUUUAUCGCCAUGUGGAUUUCCCUUCCUCCUCAGUGCCUUUGGACCUUGAUGAGGACUUUGAUGCCAUCUUUGACCCUUUUGCACCAAAGUUAAUAUCUUCUGUAGCAGAGCACAAACGUGCAGUUAGGCCUACACGCAGAGUCCAGUCCUCAAGAAACCCCCUGAAAAUGCUGGCAGCAAGAGAAGAUAUUCUUCAUGAAUAUACUGAACAAAGACUGAACGUUGCCUUCAUGGAGUCAAAGCGAAUGAAAGUAGAAAAAAUGUCUGCAAACUCAAAUUUCUCAGAAGUAGCACUUGCUGGCUUGGCAAGCAAAGAGAACUUCAGCAACGUUAGCCUGCGGAGUGUUAAUCUAACAGAGCAAAACUCUAACAACAGUGCUGUGCCAUACAAGAAGCUAAUGCUGUUGCAAAUUAAAGGAAGAAGACAUGUUCAAACAAGAUUAGUUGAACCAAGGGCCUCAUCACUGAACAGCGGAGACUGUUUCCUGUUGUUAACUCCACAUUUCUGUUUCUUAUGGGUAGGAGAGUUUGCAAAUGUCAUAGAAAAAGCAAAGGCUUCAGAACUUGCAACUUUAAUUCAGACAAAGAGGGAACUUGGCUGUAGAGCUUCUUAUAUACAGACUAUAGAAGAAGGAAUAAAUACCCAUACCCAUGCAGCCAAAGACUUCUGGAAACUCCUUGGUGGACAGACAAAUUACCAGUGUGCUGGAAGUCCUGAAGAAGAUGAAAUGUAUGAAGCUGCAAUAAUAGAAACAAAUUGCAUUUACCGCCUCGUAGAGGAUAAACUCAUUCCUGAGGAUGACUACUGGGGAAAGGUGCCAAAAUGUACCCUGCUACAACCAAAAGAGGUGCUGGUGUUUGAUUUUGGCAGUGAAGUAUAUGUAUGGCAUGGAAAGGAAGUUACUUUAGCACAAAGAAAAGUGGCAUUCCAGCUGGCAAAACACUUGUGGAAUGGCACCUUUGACUACUCCAAUUGUGACAUAAAUCCUCUGGACCCAGGGGAAUGCAAUCCCCUCAUACCCAGAAAGGGACAAGGACGCCCAGACUGGGCUGUGUUUGGCAGACUAACAGAACAUAAUGAGACCAUACUGUUCAAAGAAAAAUUUCUUGAUUGGACAGAGCUGAAGAAACUCAAUGAGAAGAAUUCUAGUGAAUCCCUUCACCAGAAGGAAGAAUCCAGAUCUGACUCUAAACCAUAUGAUGUCAUGCUAAUGGUAGCUGUGCCCCAAACGACUGUAGGCACAGUCUUGGAUGGAAUGAAUAUUGGCCGGGGCUAUGGUCUUGUAGAAGGAGAAGAUGGAAGGCAGUUUGAAAUUAUCACUGCAUCUGUGGAUGUCUGGCACAUCCUGGAAUUCGAUUAUAGUAGACUGCCUAAGCAAAGCAUAGGGCAGUUCCAUGAGGGAGACACAUAUGUGGUGAAGUGGAAGUACAUGGUGAGCACUACAGUUGGAAGCAGGCAAAAAGGAGAGCAACAAGUAAGAGCUGUUGGAAAAGAGAAAUGCGUGUAUUUCUUUUGGCAAGGACGGCACUCCACGGUGAGUGAGAAAGGGACAUCGGCACUGAUGACAGUGGAACUUGAUGAAGAGAGAGGAGCACAGGUACAAGUGCUUCAAGGGAAAGAACCACCAUGCUUCCUGCAGUGCUUCCAAGGAGGGAUGAUUGUGCAUACGGGAAGAAGGGAAGAGGAAGAAGAAAAUGCACAAAGUGACUGGAGGCUAUAUUGCGUGCGAGGAGAAGUUCCCAAUGAAGGAAACUUACUUGAAGUAGCAUGUCACUGCAGCAGCCUGCGUUCCCGGACAUCCAUGAUUGUCCUCAAUAUAAAUAAAGCUCUUAUCUACCUGUGGCAUGGCUGCAAAGCACAAUCUCACACCAAGGAUGUAGGAAGAACAGCAGCCAAUAAAAUAAAAGAACAAUGUCCGCUGGAGGCAGGGCUGCACAGCAGCAGCAAGGUGACGAUACACGAAUGUGAUGAAGGGUCAGAGCCCUUGGGAUUCUGGGACGCAUUAGGAAGGAGAGAUCGAAAGGCCUAUGAUUGCAUGUUGCAAGAUCCUGGAAAGUUUAAUUUCACCCCCCGCCUGUUCAGCCUCAGUAGUUCAUCAGGAGAAUUCUCAGCUACCGAGUACAUUUACCCUUCAAGAGACCCUGCUGUCAUCAAUUCCAUGCCAUUCUUGCAAGAGGAUCUUUACACUGCCCCACAGCCAGCACUGUUCCUUGUUGACAAUCACCAUGAAGUGUACCUGUGGCAAGGCUGGUGGCCUGUGGAAAACAAAAUUGCUGGAUCAGCUCGAAUCAGGUGGGCUACAGACAGGAAAUGCGCCAUGGAGACAGUGCUCCAGUACUGCAAAGGAAAAAAUGUAAAGAAGCCCCCAAAAUCCUAUCUAAUUCAUGCUGGCCUAGAGCCUCUGACCUUCACUAAUAUGUUCCCAAGUUGGGAACACAGGGAAGACAUCGCAGAGAUCACAGAAAUGGAUGCUGAUGUUUCUAAUCAGAUAAUCCUUGUAGAGGACGUGCUGGCCAAGCUGUGUAAAACAGUAUAUCCACUAGCAGAUCUCUUAGCUAGGCCUCUACCUGAGGGAGUUGAUCCACUGAAGCUUGAAAUUUAUCUUUCAGAUGAGGACUUUGAGGUUGCAUUAGAGAUGACGAGAGAAGAGUACAAUGCACUGCCAUCUUGGAAGCAGGUUAAUCUGAAGAAGGCAAAAGGACUUUUCUAAGUUGUGUUUAUUGGAGUGAGCACUGAAGGGAUGUCUGUUUUCACUUUCUAUGCCCUUUAGAAGAAUUGUACCCCACAUGUAUGGAAUAAAUAGAAAUACUCUGAAAUUAUUAGUGACUACCUAUCUGGAGGUGUGUAAUAUUAUAAAAGGCCAAGAGAACUCUUUGGAAAUGGAAUUCAAUUUUGACUCGUAAAGGUAAUGUGUUUAAGCUCUGCUCUCCUAUGCACUUAAACAGUAGUUUCUUGAGCUACUGCUGCAGGUGUCCUUUGGCUAUAUACAAUACUUGCCAUUUUUGUUUUUGAAGAAGUUCUCUUUGUAAAGUGUUAUUUUGUUAGUUUGUGGAUUACAAAGAAUUUAUAUUUAUAUAAACACAUAGAACAAGUAUGUAUUUAACAAUGCAAUAUAUAUUCACUUUCAAGACUUUCAUGUCAAAACUACAGAAAAGUAGCUGGAUGGCAGUUGCUUGUACUGAAUUAGCUAUACCACCAGUAUGUAUCUCCUACGCAUUCUGAAAAGUUUCUCUUUGCAAUAGUUAAUGAAUUGUUCUCAGUGCUGCUUCAGGUGCUAAACUGAACAAAGCGUUUGUAUUUAUAGCAUGGAUUUCUUGAGAAACUAUGCGAAUCAACCUUUAUACUUUAUUAUCCAAAAAUGUAUAGUGCCUUGUUUUUUGUGUACAGUUUAUAUACAAAAAAAAAAGAUUGGUCUGCAUUUUGAAGAUGGCUUAGAAUGGUCUCCUACAUUACUUUUAUAAUAGUAGAAAUAAAAACAUCUCAGUUUCUAAUACUUGUUGUAAACAUUAAACAUGUCUUUUGUGAUAUAAGAACCGAAAGUAAAAGCUUCUGAAUAAACUCUUAGCAAUGC
Molecule: messenger RNA, 7612 nt
Organism: Pelecanus crispus (Dalmatian pelican)
Lineage: Eukaryota; Metazoa; Chordata; Aves; Pelecaniformes; Pelecanidae
Source: RefSeq, a predicted model, not a curated record